Molecule: messenger RNA, 5035 nt
Organism: Chelonoidis abingdonii (Abingdon island giant tortoise)
Lineage: Eukaryota; Metazoa; Chordata; Testudines; Testudinidae
Gene: CPS1
Product: carbamoyl-phosphate synthase 1
Biological process (GO): 'de novo' pyrimidine nucleobase biosynthetic process; L-glutamine metabolic process
Cellular component (GO): cytoplasm
Molecular function (GO): ATP binding; carbamoyl-phosphate synthase (glutamine-hydrolyzing) activity; metal ion binding
Source: RefSeq, a predicted model, not a curated record
AACCUAUUCAAGAUGACAAGAAUUUUGACAGCUUGCAAAGUGGUGAAGACUUUGAAAGACGGAUUUGAGUUUUGCAAUGUAGCUGCUCAUCAUCACUGGCGUUUGGCAAGGACUGGUACCAGAUUUUUAAGUGUCAAGGCACAGACGGCAAACUUGGUGCUAGAUGAUGGAACAAAGAUGAAGGGUUAUUCCUUUGGCCAUCCGUCGUCCGCAGCUGGUGAAGUUGUCUUCAACACUGGUCUUGCUGGGUACACUGAAACCCUGACAGAUCCCAGCUACCGGGGGCAGAUUCUCACAAUGGUUAACCCCAUUGUAGGCAAUGGUGGGGUGCCAGACACUGCUGCCUUGGAUGAAAUGGGCCUCAGCAAGUUUUUAGAGUCUGAUGGAAUCAAGGUUUCAGGUUUGCUGGUGCUGGAUUACAGCAAUGACUACAGUCACUGGCGGGCAGUCAAAACUCUGGGACAGUGGCUGCAAGAAGAAAAGGUGCCUGCCCUGUGUGGGAUUGACACAAGGAUGCUGACUAAAAUCAUUCGGGGCAAGGGCACAGUCCUGGGGAAGAUUGAAUUUGAAGGUCAGCCUGUGGAGUUUGUAGAUCCAAAUAAGCGGAACCUGAUUGCAGAUGUUUCAACCAAGGAAGUCAAGGUGUAUGGCAAAGGGAAUCCAAUUAAAGUUGUAGCUGUGGACUGUGGGUUAAAGAACAACGCUAUCCGUUUGCUAGUAAAGCGAGGUGCGGAGGUGCAUUUGGUCCCAUGGAAUCAUGAUUUCACUGGGAUGGAGUACGAUGGGCUUUUUCUUUCUGGCGGCCCUGGAGAUCCAAUGCAGGCACAGGAGCUGAUUCAGAAUCUUCAGAAGGUCUUGAAGAGUGAUUGCAAGGAGCCGUUGUUUGGAGUCAGCAUGGGGAAUCUGAUAACUGGAAUAGCAGCUGGAGCUACAUCCUACAAGAUGCCCAUGGCCAACAGAGGUCAGAAUCAGCCAGUUGUGAACCUGUCGAACGGACAAGCUUUCAUUACCGCACAGAACCACGGCUAUGCACUUCACAGCAACACCCUUCCUGCUGGCUGGAAACCUCUUUUUGUGAAUGUCAAUGAUCAAACAAAUGAGGGAAUUAUGCACGAGACCAAACCAAUUUUCACAACACAGUUUAACCCGGAGGCCAGUGCGGGGCCAACAGAUACAGAGUUCCUAUUCGAUUCGUUCAUUUCACUGAUCAAGAAGGGAAAAGGUACAACUGUUGCCUCAGUGCUGCCCAAGGCCACAACUGUAGCUUCUAGGCUUGAGGUUUCCAAAGUUCUCAUCUUAGGAUCUGGAGGUCUGUCAAUUGGUCAGGCAGGGGAAUUCGAUUACUCUGGGUCACAGGCUGUUAAGGCCAUGAAGGAAGAAAAUGUGAAGACUGUCCUGAUGAACCCCAAUAUUGCCUCAGUCCAGACCAAUGAGGUUGGCUUAAAGCAGGCUGACACGGUCUACUUCCUCCCCAUCACCCCACAGUUUGUCACAGAGGUCAUCAAAGCAGAAAGACCAGAUGGGUUAAUUCUAGGCAUGGGUGGCCAGACAGCUCUCAACUGCGGAGUGGAGCUGUUCAGACGAGGAGUUUUGAAGGAGUAUGGAGUGAAGGUCCUGGGGACGUCCGUCGAAGCCAUCAUGGCCACUGAGGACAGGCAACUGUUUUCUGACAAACUGACUGAGAUUAAUGAGAAGAUCGCUCCCAGCUUUGCCGUGGAAUCGAUUGAAGAUGCUUUGAACGCAGCAGAAAAGAUCGGCUACCCAGUCAUGAUACGCUCUGCCUAUGCUCUGGGUGGACUAGGGUCGGGUAUAUGUCCUGACAAAGAGAGACUGUUGGAUCUUGGGACCAAGGCAUUUGCAGUGACCAACCAAAUUCUAGUGGAGAGGUCCGUUGUUGGCUGGAAGGAGAUAGAGUAUGAAGUCGUGAGAGAUGCAUCUGAUAACUGUAUCACCGUCUGUAAUAUGGAAAAUGUUGAUGCUAUGGGAGUUCAUACUGGAGAUUCCAUUGUAGUGGCUCCCAGCCAGACACUGUCCAAUGAGGAAUUUCAGAUGCUGAGGGAAAGUGCCAUCAAAGUCGUCCGACACUUGGGCAUCGUGGGGGAAUGCAACAUCCAGUAUGCCCUGCAUCCCACCUCCCUGGAGUACUGCAUCAUUGAGGUCAAUGCCAGGCUCUCCAGAAGCUCUGCCUUGGCAUCCAAGGCCACAGGGUACCCAUUAGCAUUUAUUGCUGCCAAAAUCGCCCUGGGAAUCCCCUUGCCGGAGAUCAAGAAUGUAGUAUCAGGAAAAACUUCUGCCUGCUUUGAGCCCAGCCUGGAUUACAUGGUUGCCAAGAUACCUCGCUGGGACCUGGACCGCUUUCAGGGCACCUCUAGCCAGAUUGGAAGCUCCAUGAAGAGCGUGGGAGAGGUCAUGGCUAUCGGGCGCACCUUCGAAGAGUGCUUUCAGAAGGCCCUGAGAAUGUGCCACCCGUCUGUGGAUGGCUUCACAUCACGUCUGCCAAUGAAUAAAGAGUGGCCGGCCAACUUAGAUCUCCAGAAAGAACUAGCUGACCCCUCCAGCAUUCGAGUCUAUGCAAUAGCCAAGGCCUUGCAUGACGGUGUCCCUGUGGAUGAUAUUCACAAACUCACAGCCAUUGACAAAUGGUUCAUCUAUAAGAUGCGGGAUAUUGUGCACAUGGAGAAAAGCCUGAAGGAACUCAGCAGUGAGUCAAUUCCAGAAGAAACAAUGAGGAGGGCCAAACAGAUCGGCUUCUCGGAUAAGCAGAUUGGGAAAUGCCUUGGAGUAACCGAGGCCCAGAGCCGGGAGCUGAGGCUGAAGAAGAACAUAAAACCUUCAGUGAAACAGAUUGACACGCUGGCAGCAGAAUACUCUGCAAUAACGAACUACCUCUACGUCACAUACAACGGGCAGGAGAAUGAUGUAAAAUUUGAUGACCGUGGAAUGAUGGUGUUGGGCUGUGGACCGUAUCACAUAGGCAGCAGCGUGGAGUUUGAUUGGUGUGCUGUCUCCAGCAUCCGCACGCUGCGUCAGCUGGGCCACAAGACUGUUGUGGUGAAUUGCAACCCGGAGACAGUGAGCACAGAUUUUGAUGAAUGUGACAGACUGUACUUCGAGGAGCUGUCAUUGGAGAGGAUCCUGGACAUCUACCAACACGAGGAAUGUGCUGGCUGCAUUAUCUCUGUUGGAGGGCAAAUCCCCAAUAACCUGGCAGUGCCAUUGUACAAGAACGGAGUUAAAAUCAUGGGCACUAACCCUAUGCAGAUUGACCGAGCAGAAGACCGCUCCGUAUUCUCAGCUGUUCUGGAUGAGCUGAAUGUGGCUCAGGCACCCUGGAAGGCAGUUAGCACUUUGAAAGAUGCUGUUGAAUUUGCAAACUCCGUGGGCUACCCAUGUUUGCUGAGACCUUCUUACGUUUUGAGCGGGUCUGCAAUGAAUGUGGUAUUCACAGAAGAGGAGAUGAAGAAGUUCUUAGCAGAAGCCACCAGAGUCUCCCAGGAGCACCCAGUUGUACUCACAAAAUUCAUCGAGGGAGCCCGAGAGGUGGAAAUGGAUGCUGUCGCCAAGGCUGGAAAAGUUGUCUCACAUGCUAUCUCUGAGCAUGUGGAGGAUGCAGGAGUUCACUCUGGAGAUGCCACCCUGAUGUUGCCCACGCAGACUAUUAGCCAAGGAGCCUUGGAGAAAGUGAAAAUUAUCACCAAAAAGAUUGCACGUGCCUUUUCCAUCUCUGGCCCAUUCAAUGUUCAGUUCCUGGUCAGAGGAAACGAUGUCUUGGUGAUAGAGUGCAACCUGCGGGCUUCACGCUCCUUCCCCUUUGUGUCCAAGACGAUUGGCGUGGACUUCAUUGAUGUGGCCACAAAGGUGAUGAUUGGAGAAAAGAUUGAUGAGUCAUCCCUGCCUACACUGGAACGGCCCAUUAUCCCUUCUGAAUAUGUCGGGAUUAAGGCUCCAAUGUUCUCCUGGCCCCGACUGAGAGAUGCUGACCCUAUUCUCCGAUGUGAGAUGGCUUCCACUGGGGAGGUUGCUUGCUUCGGGGAGAGCAUCCAUUCUGCCUUCCUGAAGGCAAUGCUUUCCACAGGAUUUAAGUUUCCACAGAAGGGAAUUCUGGUUGGAAUCCAGCAUUCCUUCCGUCCCAAAUUCCUUGGUGUAGCAGAGCAGCUGCAUGAAGAAGGUUUCAAGCUUUAUGCCACAGAGGCAACUUCCAACUGGCUCAAUGCCAACAGCGUACCUACAACUCCAGUGGCCUGGCCAUCCCAGGAAAGCCACACUACCAACCUCCCUGCAAUCAGGAGAUUGAUAAAAGAUGGGAACAUAGACCUGGUGAUUAACCUCCCCAACAGCAACACCAAGUUCGUCCAUGAUAAUUAUGUGAUCCGCAGGACGGCUGUUGACAGUGGGAUUGCUCUUCUCACUAACUUCCAGGUGACAAAGCUUUUUGCUGAAGCCAUCAAAUACUCUGGGAAAGUGGAUGCUAAGAGUCUUUUCCACUACAGAAAAUUAAAUACCAGCAAUCCACCAUAGAAGAGGCUCCACCAGCGUGAAAUCCAAGUCUUCUCAUACCAGGAUAAAGGAGGAAUCCCAAUCCUGGUUGCUGAGACCAUCUGUCCAGCCCAUAUUUGGUUAUUUACAUCUUUGUAACUUACAGAGGAGACACAGUAACUCUAUACUAACAAUUCCCAGUCAGCCUCCCCGCUCAAGAUGUUUGUUGGAAAACAUUAUCUAUUCCUUCCCUGUUUGCGGCUAAUAUUCACUACCCGGUAGAUUGGUAGAUCCAGACCCUACUAUGCUGGAGGAGACAGAAGAAAAAGUAUAUGGUCCUACACAUCAGUGGUUAACUCUGACUUUUUAUAAUAAUUCCUUGAAGGUUCUUUCUGUGUUCGCCUUAGACAGUCCCUGCCACACUCAGGUGCAAGUGCUACACCCCACCUCAUGGAACGGUCAUGUAGUUUUUGUCUGUUUCCUAUUGUUGACUAUCAACAUCUUUGUGACUUUCUCCUUUAUAAUACUCAAACCUGAUGCUAUUGCAGUUGCCUGCCAU